This is a messenger RNA of Diaporthe amygdali, 981 nucleotides long. RefSeq lists its product as uncharacterized. The record is from RefSeq and is a predicted model, not a curated record. NCBI's taxonomy places the organism in Eukaryota, Fungi, Ascomycota, Sordariomycetes, Diaporthales, Diaporthaceae. The transcript has 4 exons. The coding region runs from base 1 to 981 and encodes 326 amino acids.
AUGGACUCAGAUUCCGAUUUCUACGGGGACGAGGAGGAGGUAGCCAUGCUAGAGUCCAGAGCACAAGAGUUCGAUGUACAGGCCUACUGGCGCCAUAGCGAACAGACUAGCACGGUGCACCCAGGCUACAAAAAGGAAUCUUCCUCAUCGUCGUCCUCACCGGCCAAGGCGCCUGCGCUGCACAACCCCUACGAGGGCCAGGUCUCAGCCAAGCAGCUGAACGAGACUAUUGCCGCCUUCCUGGCGCGCCUACCACCCGCCACGACGGAUGUCACGCCCGAGAUCCCAUGGAUCUACGUAGCAAACCCCUUCAUCCCGCGCGAGGGCGGCGCGGGCACCGAGGAGGCCCCCGCAGAGUCGGGCGCGCAGCUGCACACCUUCAUCGAGGGGGGAGGCGAGCGGCUGGGGCUGUUCGGGGACUUCCUGCGGACGGUGCAGGAGAAGAAGGGCGGCCGUGCCAGCACGGCGAUGAGCAGGCAGAUCACGACGGAGCGGGAGGGGUGCGUCAACGAUGUUCUGAUGCUGGCGAGACUUAUGAAGGUUAGGACAGGCAAGUGGAUGCUCUUCGUCGAGCCCGCUUUCGUCAACGACGUCUGGGAGAGGGUGGCCCAGGCCACGGUCAAGAACGAGCUGGGGAUCGCGGCCAAGGUGGCGCCGCGCGAGGAGCGCGGCUCGGUCAAGGAACGCCUGGUGUGCAUAUACACGUACGACUUCCGCGACAAGGACGACAUCGCGCGCGUGCUGCACCGCCUGCGGCAGUUGGAGCUCGUGCGCGACCGGGCGGCUGGCAAGCCCAUUUACUAUAAGGCUGAUGCAUUCACAUACCUGGGAAUAGGCUACGGCAAUCCUUGGGGGAUGAGGGCGUCGCUGUACAACUCGAGGGACAUCUUUGCGUAUCUUAAGGAGAAAGACGGCAAGGCGUCGAAGAGGGCAGUGAGCAAAAACGAUGAAAAUGAGGAUGAGGAUGGGUGGGCAUUUUGA